Hyalella azteca is the source of this 874-nucleotide messenger RNA. RefSeq lists its product as uncharacterized. The record is from RefSeq and is a predicted model, not a curated record. Lineage: Eukaryota; Metazoa; Arthropoda; Malacostraca; Amphipoda; Hyalellidae. Bases 323 to 859 code for a protein of 178 amino acids. The transcript has 2 exons.
GCUUAAUUUUCUUAUAAUUGAAUGGUAGAAUUUAUAUUUCAAGGAACCUGUAAAUGUUCUCGGUUUACUACAAUUCAACACGUACAUGUUUCAUAUUACGCUUCAACUUAUUUUUUUUUAAUUGUCAUAGCCGCUCUCAAAACUAUGGGCAUGGUAUGAUUUGAAAAUUCUUCUCAUAGGAUUUACUUUGCAAGUGUCCGAAUGAAAAAAAUAUAGUUUUGGCUAAUUUUUAUUUGCUAGGCUAUGCCGGAAAUACCGCUUUAAUUUAUCACGUACGGUACUAUUUUUCUUCAAACCAUAAUCUCAGGGACUUGAUUGGUAGAUGCUUUUACUCAGCGUUCGAUAUUUCGAUAUUGCGGAAACCCAAAAGUUUAAUAAUUUCGCGUCAAUAAACAUAAUUCUGCAUCAAGUCCCAAAAAUGGAUACGUCAUCACGUUCUAUGGAGACUUUUUACCCAGCUCGCAUCGACGCUAAAAGUAAAGCAUCACCUGCCGGGGAGGCAGUCGCCGAUGAUAGCGCCUACCGGUCUAGAUCCAGUGAAACCGACUGUUCAGUCUCAACAUACGAAAGAAAAUCUCGAAAAGAAGGUGGAGAUAUGGGUGCAAGCAUAUCUCCGUGCUUUUCAAAUCAAGAGAAACUGCAGAAGAAUGGAAAUAAUGUAUCUUCUAAUCAUGAUGAACCUGGUCUGCCUAACUUCCGAAGAAGGCGAGCGUCGUCUUUCAACUCGACGAUUCACAAAAACGACGAAGGCAGAGCGGAUCAUAGAUUGUCGCGUCACAAGAGUGUGUCGGCCAGCCGUCUGGGCGGCGAUGGAAGACUCACCACUGACUCCGCUGCCUUCUUUGCCAGUAAGAACUAAUAUGCGUAUUUUUGU